CUUUGUUGUAGGUCGAAAAUUUUCAGUUGUGGAAUGUAUUGACGUUUGAGAAGUCCAUGAGGAAUGUUGUACGAAGAACAUCCUAACGCAUUUAAUAAUAAACGCUUUUACUAUGUAUUAUCCUUGUAGAUUGCUGUCUUCCUUUCAUGCCUGUGGUUUGAAAUUUGAAAACAUAUAGCUAUGUAUAUAUAUAUGUAUCCGGGGAGUAACGCAGAAAAUCUUUUGAUGUAUUGAUUUUGUGAUAGAGCGAAAUACUCAGGAGCGGCAAUACAUGCACGCUUACAAGCGUCUACAUAUACAAGAAAUGCCAAUCAUAAACGGUUAACGGAUUAUUAUUAGAGAUGCUUUCUUGCAAAUCGGCGUAGUUGACGAACUAGUUGGAGUGACGAGCUAACCAGACAGCACUUAAGAUUCUUUCCGGCGAAAGUUCCACGUCUGAAACAAUGAAAUUGUACCUUGUGGUUCCCAGUAGUUUUGUUUUAUUUACUCCGUACAGAUGCUCGCACUACUUGACAGUCUUGUGUAAUAUUAAGAACGUAGCAGUUGUAACAUCUGGAUGAGCAGCCGAAGGCGCAAUGUAGGGUGAGUGCCAGGAGAUAAAAUUUACCAAUAUGGAAUGAUUGCUAGGAAAACCAGCUUCUUGCAGCCUGAAUUGUAGCACGAUAUUGAUGGCAGAAACUAUAUACAUGACGUAUAGCAUCAGAAGAUGUAAGCUUUUGGAAUUAACUAAUCCAGGCCUUAUAGCGAUGGAAAUGUUUCUUAAAUAACUGGCAGAUGAGAGUCAGUUUGUGACUACCCUCUAUUGGAUAUGUAGGGGAAUGCAUGACACUAGGACCUGAAGUUUCCUCACAAUGGAAAGAAUAGAAGAUAUGUUGUUCUCAGCUAUCUCUAAGGGGGAUGUGCAUAAUGUUGGAUACCUUCUUUCAAAAGGUGCAAACAUGAAUGUAAUCUGUGGACAAGGACGUACAUCUCUGGGACUGGCUGCCGAGCUCGGUAAUACAGCAGUGCUCCAGAAAUUACUAGAUUUCAGUAAUGCACCAGCAAUUUACAGCCGAGAGCGUGAGAAUAGAAAACGUCGUGCAAAGAAGUGGAAACGUGAUCCAGAAUUGGGUGGGACACCAGUAAAUCAGAAUCAUACAGCUGCUGCACAAACUAGCACCAGUAAUCAAGCAGAGGUUCGCACUCCUGAAGGCAUGGAUGCACUAGAAUGGGAUCCAGAGAUGUCAGCAACUGCUCCAGGGCCUCCUGAUAAAGAUGAGGAACAUUGGAGUAGACUUUACAUGUGGUAUGCUGGUAUACUUGACAGAACUAGCACAAUGUAUGACAUACCACAUAGUUGUGAUGUAAAUCACCAGGAUUACUACAGUCGCUGUGCUCUGCACUAUGCUGCAGAGCAAGGUCAUGAAGAUGCUGUUUUACUACUUACUGCUGCUGGAUGUCGUGUUGAUAUUGGAGACAAAGAGAACCGCACUCCUUUACAUCUAGCAGCUUCCCGUGGGCACAGUGCUGUAGCAGUCCACCUGCUUGACUCAGGGGCAGAAGUUAAUCGCAAAACUAGUGACAGGACAUCAGCAUUGCACAUUGCAGCUUCAAGAGGCUUUACGAACUUUGUACGUGUUUUACUGGAGCAUGGAGCAAAUGUUGAUGCACUUGAUGCAUCAGAUCGCACACCACUGAUGUUAGCAGUGUUACGUCGCCGUGAUCAAGUUGUGCGUGUCCUAGUUGAACAUGGUGCUAAAGUCAACAUUGAAGAAAUUCAUGGUUAUACUCCUCUUUGUGAAGCAGUUUGGCAAAAGAGUGUACCUAUGGUGAAAAUUCUUCUGGAUGCUGGUGCAAAAGUGACACAGUCUCACUACCUAUUGCAUUACGCCAUAAUGCAUCGUCAGGUAGACAUGGCACGUCUGUUGUUACAAGCUGGAUGUAUUGUCAAUUUGCGUGAUGACAAUGGUGACACACCACUCAUUGCUGCUGCUCGUACUGGAAAUUGUGAAAUUACAGAGUUGCUUUUAAAAAAUGGUGCAAAUGUCAACUAUUCAAAUGGUCUAACAGGGAGCGGACCACUACAUGAAUCAGUUGAAUAUACUCGUGACUCUGAUUUUCAGACAUUUGUUGAAAUGGUCAAAGUCCUCCGAUCACAUGGUGCUAUUUUAAAUGCACACUCUUUAACUGGUGGUGACACUCCUCUUUUUAGAGCCAUUCUUUUGCAAAAAUAUAAAGCUGCUGCUCUCCUGAUAAGACUUGGGUCUGAUGUCAACAUGUGUGAUGUUAAUAUAUGUGGUGUAGAUCUUGUUACAUUAGCUAGAAAAAGAAAUCACUUUGGGCUAAUUCGUAUGUUGAUUUAUGCGGGUUUUAAUCUGCAUCAGAAUUUUCCUGAAAUUGAACCUCCAAAUAACCCUGAUGCAUUGGACCUAGAUUCUAUUGAUGGUUGGAUGAAAUACAUGAAAUAUAAUCCAAUGCGUCUCACAGAUCUCUGCAGAAUAGCUUUAAGGAAACAAAUGGGAGAGAGAGUUUCUGAGGUUGUGUCAAAGUCAUUUUUGCCACAAAUAUUGAAGAGUUACGUGAUGUUAGAAGAUGUAUUGACAUAACUGUUGUUAAGUGAGUGAUCUAUUAUUGGUCUAUGUACCUGGAGUAUAAUAAAAUCACCAUUAACUUUAAUAAAAAUAUUUAAUUUUGACUGAGUUUUUGAGUGCACAUUAGCAUUAAGUGUAUCAUAUAUGACAUCAGUAUUUUGUGUCUAUAAAUGUUCACAUUUAGUUAAAAAAUUGUUGAGCUCUUUCGGGGAAGAAAAGAUGAUAGAUGUUCGUGUGUUUUUGUAUAUACCAAUUGUACUUUAUUUCUGUCACUGGAACUAGUCAUCUCAGUUCCCUUGAAAAACCUCUCUGCAUAGCAUAAUGCAAUAAUUUUAAUUUGUGCCAUAUCAUUUUAGGUCCUUUAAUGGUCACAAUUACAUGUUAUCAGUUUAGUUUUGAUUGAGAAGAAUCAUAUCCUGCCUCUUUUCUAUCGUAGUAUUAAAGGGUCGAAACUGGUGAAUGUUCACAAAGUGUUCUGCACAGUGUUAAUUCCUAAGAAAGGUUUUAUUUUCAAUCUAUUACAACAUUUUGAAAAUUCACUGCCAUAAAUACUAAAAUAACGUUUGCAGUUGCUGGUGUGAGUUAUAAAACUUGUUCACCUUAGAGCUGCACCAUGAUGUAUAUUGUUAGAAAUAUGAAAUAGUUCCUGAACAUAACACAAGUAUUAUGGAUGAGAUGCUAUUUUUGUCAUGUUAGCAGUGUUCCUCUAUUGCUUACACUAUUAUUUAAUAUUCCAUAUAUCCUUUUUCUUGCUUUACAGUCACAUAUUUGUCUUGUAAUUUAUAAAGGAAAUUCAUGGAGAAUAAUUGCGCACUUGUUUACCUCGUUUGCACACAGCACAAUUAAAAUAACUUUGCUAUAAAGAAUAAAUUAUCAUCAUUUGGUUCCCAGCCCAGUGCAAGCCUUUCCAGUUUCAGUUUGGAUGUCAAUUCAUUUAAUCAGCUUCUGCAGUGCUUGUUAUUUGUCAACAUACAAACAACAUAAAAAGCAUUCAACCAUUCUGCUUCAUCGUGCCUUUUCAUUUUGCUUGCAGUUUAGUAUCUGCAUCAGCUUGUAUAAAAAACCUUGUCUUCUCCCAAACAUCAUGUUCUAUAUUAACAAUAAAUCUGUCUUAAAAAGUUGCAUGUGUCUUGAUCUUGAUUGUUGUCUUUUGUAAUUUUAUCCCUCCCAAUUCACUCUGAAUGAGAUGUGGGAGUGGAUCCAGCAUAAUGACUGCUUAAGUGUUACCUUUAACAGUACACUUUAGCCUCUGAUUACCCAGUUGGAUUUCUUUUGUACCUCCAACUGUGUGUGAUGAUGUUAAAUUUGAUUGCUGACAGUAAAUUGUUCAUUGUGUGUGAAUUAAUGUCCAUAUCAAAACUUGUGUAUUCUAUCGAAGAAGUAAUGGCUGAUGUUUUUGAAGAGUUUGUUCAAGGCCAUCAGUACAGUGGCUACCAGAGUUGUGUUAACUAUAAAGAAAGCAGUGAUGUCCCUCUUAGUGGAGAGAUGGCUCUGAAAAUGUUUUACCAAGUGCACACAGGUCUUUAUAUGUUCAGGAUAACAGCUUUCAUCUCAUCGGCAAUGCAUCUGGCUGCUACUUCAUAAUCCACAUUGAUCAAUGCAAUGGGGUGACAUUGAUCUAUUAUGCAAAUAGAAUCUUUGUCCAGGAUUAAUAUUACUGUAUCACAUCCCAGGAAUAGGACUGAAUCUCAAUUGAUACCCAGUCUGUCCCUGGCAAGUUUUUAGUUGCAUUGGCUUUUGUGAUAAUUGUUAUGAACAAACAUUCAUAUUUGGCUGAUGUCCAGUUGUAACAAAAGAUGUAAUUUCCAUAUUGUAGGUACUAUUUAUUACCUUUUUUAUAGUUAGUUAUUGCCACCAAAUAUUUUGGACAUACAUUUAAACAUUUUUAUAUACUUGAAAAAUGUUCACUUGUUGUUGUUGUUGUGGUCUUCAGUCCUGAGACUGGUUUGAUGCAGCUCUCCAUGCUACCCUAUCCUGCGCAAGCUUCUUCAUCUCCCAGUACUUACUGCAAUGUACAUCCUUCUGAAUCUGCUUAGUGUAUUCAUCUCUUGGUCUCCCUCUACGAUUUUUACCCUCCACGCUGCUCUCCAAUGCUAAAUUUGUGAUCCCUUG
Schistocerca cancellata (South American locust) is the source of this 4682-nucleotide messenger RNA. RefSeq names its product serine/threonine-protein phosphatase 6 regulatory ankyrin repeat subunit A. The transcript has 8 exons. NCBI's taxonomy places the organism in Eukaryota, Metazoa, Arthropoda, Insecta, Orthoptera, Acrididae. Gene Ontology annotation, molecular function: protein binding. The coding region runs from base 852 to 2585 and encodes 577 amino acids. The record is from RefSeq and is a predicted model, not a curated record.